UUCCAUAAUAAAGUGAAAUAAUACUAUAAAUACAGCUCAAUUCUCUUCAUAUUCUUCACCGAAAAAAAAGUAUUACAACAAACCCUAGAAAAAAAAAAUCUCAAUGGCACCAAAGAGAAAGCAAAAUGUGGAGCAGCCAUUGACGACCCGAGCAGUUCGAAGCUCGACCCGAAUUGCUAACAAACCCGUUUUGGCUGACCCGGAACCACCAAAGCCAAAACGGGUCAAGAAGGCCAACUCUGAACCCGUUUCAGCUGACCCGGAACCAGAAAAACGGGUCAAUAAGGAAAACUCUGUACCCAUUUCAGCUGAUCCGAAAUCACCAAAAGCAAACCGGGGCAAGAAGGCCAUCCCGGAAGUGAAGGCCGGGUCGAAGGUGGUUGUGGUGGAGCACUGUACACAGUGUAGGCAGUUCAAGAUUCGAGCUGUGAAAGUGAAAGAAGAGCUGGAGAAGGGAGUACCCGGAUUGGAAGUUCGGGUCAACCCGGAAAAACCAAGAAGGGGUUGCUUUGAAAUUCGCGUAGAUGGUGAAAAUGGUGAGAAGUUUAUUAGUCUUCUGGAUAUGAAAAGGCCAUUUGGACCUAUGAAGGCACUUGAUAUGGAUGAGGUCAUUUCUGGUAUUAUUGAAAAAAUUAAGUAGGUUUAUUAGGUGUUGGGGUGGGGGUGGGGGUGUUUAGAGUUUAUGUUAUGAUAGUUUUAUUAUUAGGUGUUUUUGGGGUUUGGGGUUAUGUUUGGAUUGAGGAUAUGAUUUUGUGUUUUGUUUGGUUAUGUCAAUCCAUUGUUGUAGCCCUUUGAUAAUGGAAAAGAAUCGAUUGUGAUC
This is a messenger RNA of Capsicum annuum, 820 nucleotides long. RefSeq names its product selenoprotein H. The transcript has a single exon. Lineage: Eukaryota; Viridiplantae; Streptophyta; Magnoliopsida; Solanales; Solanaceae. Gene Ontology annotation, cellular component: Golgi apparatus. Bases 104 to 640 code for a protein of 178 amino acids. The record is from RefSeq and is a predicted model, not a curated record.